Messenger RNA from Aureococcus anophagefferens, 450 nucleotides. RefSeq lists its product as hypothetical. Gene Ontology annotation, molecular function: oxidoreductase activity, acting on iron-sulfur proteins as donors. NCBI's taxonomy places the organism in Eukaryota, Pelagophyceae, Pelagomonadales, Pelagomonadaceae. Bases 1 to 450 code for a protein of 149 amino acids. The record is from RefSeq and is a predicted model, not a curated record. The transcript has a single exon.
AUGCGCGCACCACCUCUCGUCCUCCUCUGCCUCGCCGGCGUCGCGAGCUUCCAGCCCGCUCACUUUCGAAAGCACGGCAACACGCGGCUGGCGUCGACGGCGGACAUCGACCCGGUCAAGUACGACAAGGCCUUAAACGGCAUGACGAAAUUCAGCAACCAGUACAUCAAGCGCACGGGCACUUCCUACUGCUCGGAGCCCUCGGUGCCCGCCUUCGUGAUCCGCGGGCUCGCCGAGCACAAGGUGACGCUCGGCGCGCCGCUCUGCCCGUGCCGCCACUACGAGGACAAGGCCGCGGAGGUGAAGAAGGGCUAUUGGAACUGCCCCUGCGUGCCCAUGCGGGAAGAGAAGAAGUGCCACUGCAUGCUCUUCCUCACGGACGACAACGAGUUCGCGGGCGACAGCAAGGAGCUGGCCGUGGACGACGUCCGCCGCCUGACGGAGAGCUAG